This is a messenger RNA of Helobdella robusta, 264 nucleotides long. RefSeq lists its product as hypothetical. The record is from RefSeq and is a predicted model, not a curated record. NCBI's taxonomy places the organism in Eukaryota, Metazoa, Annelida, Clitellata, Rhynchobdellida, Glossiphoniidae. Gene Ontology annotation, molecular function: proton-transporting ATPase activity, rotational mechanism. The transcript has 3 exons. Gene Ontology annotation, biological process: proton transmembrane transport. Gene Ontology annotation, cellular component: proton-transporting V-type ATPase, V0 domain. The coding region runs from base 1 to 264 and encodes 87 amino acids.
AUGGCUUUGCCGGAGAUAGCAAUACCGUUUAUAGUCUUAUCAAUCAUUUGGGGUGUUGUUGGUUUAGUUGCGCCAUGGUUUAUACCGAAAGGACCAAAUAGAGGGAUCAUUCAAGUCAUGCUGGUUGAGACUGCUUUUGUCUGCUACGUAUUCUGGCUGCUGACCUACUUAAUGCAAUUGAACCCUCUGAUUGGUCCGCAGCUGUCCAAUGAAACCAUUCUAAUUAUAGGCCAUGAGUGGGGCGACAAAUCAUGGUUAAUAUGA